GCCGCUGCCCCUGGUGCCGGCGGCGCAUGUGCCCGGCAACCCCUCCCCGGCCCUGGAUUCCACUUCCCCUCCGCUCACGCUGCAGCCGCAGCCGCCUUCAGGCCCCGCGCCGCCUCCGGAGUCCAUGGCCGGGACGCGCUGGGUGCUCGGGGCGCUGCUCCGGGGCUGCGGCUGCAACUGCAGCAGCUGCCGGCGCACCGGCGCCGCCUGCCUGCCCUUCUACUCGGCCGCCGGCUCAUUCCCCUCGGGAGUCUCGGGCCGUCGCCGCCUGCUGCUGCUGCUCGGGGCCGCCGCGGCCGCCGCCUCUCACACGCGGGGCCUCCAGACUGGGCCUGUGCCGGCCGGGAGGCUGGCGGGGCCUCCCCCAGCGGCCGCCUCCGCCGCCGCCGCGGCCGCCGCCUCUUACCCGGCCCUGCGCGCCCCUCUGCUGCCGCAGUCGCUGGCGGCGGCGGCGGCGGGCCCGGCGCGCGGUUACAGCCAGGAGUCCAAAACUACCUACCUGGAAGACCUUCCACCUCUCCCUGAAUAUGAAUUGCCUCCGUCCAAGUUAGGAGAGGAAGUGGAUGACGUUUAUCUCAUUCGAGCUCAAGGAUUACCGUGGUCGUGCACUGUAGAAGAUGUGCUUAGCUUUUUCUCAGACUGUAGAAUUCGCAAUGGUGAGAAUGGAAUCCACUUCCUCUUAAAUAGAGAUGGGAAACGAAGGGGUGAUGCCUUAAUUGAAAUGGAGUCAGAGCAGGAUGUGCAAAAAGCCUUAGAAAAACACCGCAUGUACAUGGGGCAGCGGUAUGUGGAAGUAUAUGAGAUAAACAAUGAAGAUGUGGAUGCCUUAAUGAAGAGCCUGCAUGUCAAAUCUACACCUGUGGUAAAUGAUGGUGUGGUUCGUUUGAGAGGACUUCCUUAUAGUUGCAAUGAGAAAGACAUUAUAGACUUCUUCGCAGGACUGAACAUAGUAGACAUUACUUUUGUCAUGGAUUAUAGAGGGAGAAGAAAAACAGGAGAAGCCUAUGUGCAGUUUGAAGAACCAGAAAUGGCCAACCAAGCCCUUUUGAAACACAGGGAAGAAAUUGGCAACCGAUAUAUAGAGAUAUUUCCAAGCAGAAGGAAUGAAGUUCGAACACAUGUUGGUUCUCAUAAGGGAAAGAAAACGGCAUCUUCUCCCACUGCUAAGUAUAUAACUGAGCCAGAAAUGGUCUUCGAAGAACAUGAAGUAACUGAGGAUAUCCGACCCAUGACGGCUUUUGAAAGUGAGAAGGAAAUAGAAUUGCCUAAGGAGAUGUCAGAAAAGAUUCCAGAGGCUGUUGAUUUUGGAACUACGUCUUCACUACAUUUUGUCCACAUGAGAGGAUUGCCUUUCCAAGCCAAUGCCCAAGACAUUAUAAAUUUUUUUGCUCCACUGAAGCCUGUUAGAAUCACCAUGGAAUACAGUUCCAGUGGGAAGGCCACUGGAGAAGCUGAUGUGCACUUCGAAACCCACGAGGACGCUGUUGCAGCUAUGCUCAAGGAUCGGUCCCAUGUUCACCAUAGAUAUAUUGAAUUGUUCCUGAAUUCAUGUCCGAAAGGAAAAUAAGACUUCCAGGGAUUCCAGAAAAUAAGGAUGAAGCAAGAAGCAUUUCAUUUGCACAUCUUUCUUGGACAUGGGAUCUAAAGUUCCAGGUUUUUAGCAGCAACUGCUAGAGAAACCAUUUGGGGGUUUGGGGUUAAUUGCUUAUAAGAAAAAUUCCAUAGUGGACUGUUUAGAAAGAAAAAGGAAAGAUUCAGUUUGGGAUUAUGAAAUAAACCACAGAUUUACUUUUUUGUUUAAACUGUCCAGGAUCUGAUUAAAAAAUCUGGUCUUUAUUUUAUAUGAUUAAACAGUUUUCAUAGACGAUUUGUGACCCAGUGUAAAGACUGCAUAUUUUUAUUCAGCGCUGUCCUUUAAAAUCUUUCUCCCAUUUUAAAAAUGAUCUGUUUGAGGUUUUGUUUUUUGCCUGUGAAUUAAGAGCUCUGAUGUGAAACUUUUUAUGGAAUGAAAUACUGAUUAUUUUAACCAAAUACUCACCAAAGCAAGGAAAGGUUUCAGACCUUUGAACCAUUAUGGUUUGGCAGAGUUAUUUUAAUUUUAGGUGUAUUUGGUUACUUAGAUGGGGUAGGAAUUUAAAAAAAAUCAAAACAAAAAACAAAUACCACAGGUUAGUGAGUGUAAAUGACAACAGUUUGGCAGUUUUAUGUCUUUAGAAAUGUUUUGCCUUUCUAAGCCUUGUGCUGAAGGCAUUUAACAUUGGUGCCUGUAUAAUUAAGGAGGCAAUUAUAGUCUUAAUGUAAAAGUUGUCUGACCCCUGCCCCCCCACCUGUUUUUGGUUUUGGGGUAGACCUUAAGGUGUGUGUUAGUCUCAAUACUGUGAAGUGACAUGUCAUAACAGUCCUGACUGGUAAGGACAUUAAUGGCUUCACUUGAAUUUAAACCAGCUCUAGAUAGGAAAAAAUCUGAGUCUCAUUUGCUUUUUCAGUGGGGUAGCACAUCCCAUAUUUUAGAACAAGUAGGGGUGCCUUGCUUAACUACAAAUAGCAUUUAAUGUAUAAUCGUGUGAAAGGAUUAUGGAUAAAGCUGUAUUUCUGUCACAUUGUGGCAGUAUUUUCUGCUUUAAUAUUAAACAGCUUGUUAUUUAAAUAUUGGAUCAAAAUGGCUGGCUUCAAAAUGUAGUCAUUAAUAAACUAACUUUAUGUGUACCUGUGUAGGAGAAUCAAAGUCCUGUAUGUUUUCUUUGCCUUGUUCCUGUUCUCAGGGUGACGACUGUCACGUGGUUACCAGGAGAUGCAGUUCUAGUGCUUAAAGUUUAAUUAGCCCAGAUUUCUGAGAGGUGGUAUCUGGAAGAGAGAUUAUGUCUUCUCUCACUUAAUACAUAACCAUCUUUGAUUACCAGCUAAGAUACGGAAUCACUGUACUGUAAGUAGUCAAUAAAUGAAGGCUUGUUUCAGGCUGAAGAUUACCUAAGAGUAUUUAUUUUGGAGUGUGUGAAUCAACCUAGUACAUUUUUAUUACAUCAAGUCCUGGUAUAUUAUUAUAAGAAGAAAUGGUUAAUUUGUAAUUGUGUUUGCUUUUAUCAUUCCUAUAAGAGCAUGAUUCAGUCAACCAGCUUAACAUCUUCCGUAUUACGACCUAAACAGAAAUGUAUUUUCAUAUGUGGUUGAAUGUAUUGAGCUAUAAGAACUGGUGUCUGUAGCCAUAUGAGCUACUAGAAUGCGAUCUUUUCUUUCUCCCUCUAGCAGUAGGUCUGUGGAAAAAAAUCUGUAGUGUUGAUUAGGAUUGGGGUUGGUGAGGAAUUAAUUCAUUUGCAAUUACUUUAUUUUAAACCUAAUGAGGGACUUCCCUGGUGGUCUAGUGGUUAAGACUUCAUGCUCCCAAUGCAGGGGGCCAGAGUUAGAUCCCUAGUCAGGGAACUAGGUCCCGCAUGCCGCAACUAUAGACCCGGUGCAGACAAAUAAAUACGUAGAAAUAAAAAAGAUAAUGAGUUUCCCUUGCACAUCUCUCUGAAAAGAAUGAGAGCAAAGCAUUAAUAUAUUACGUGGUGGGUAAGCUUGAAGUGUGUAUCUUCUUGUCACACUAGUGGCCAAGUUCUCAGAAAAAAGGUGGGCAUUCUUGGGAAGUCAUCUUAUGAAUUCAUAUACUUUCCUGUACUUCCUUUAGUAGGUUAUUGCUCAUAAUUUACAUUAGUAAAUGAAUAAUUGCUGACAAGGCAAAUUACUAGAAAAUUACUAGAAAGGGAAGAAAAACAGAUAAUAGAAUAAAAGUAAUCUUUUAUUUUUAUCCCAUCUAAAGACAUACUUCUCCCUCUUGAAAUUUGACAAGACUGGAUUAUGCAUCAUCAUUUGCUAUUGAAAGAAGUAAUGACAAUGAAUUUUGCUCUUCUCUUUGGGUCCUCUUUGUCUUUAUAAUUUCCUUUGUGGUAAAGCUCUCAGAAAUAGUGGGGUUGGAUAUGUCCAGGUUACCCAUAUCCUGCUUUGGCUAGCUCAAAGGAAUUGCAAGGGAAGACGCAUAAGGAGCGUGUAAAUACCAAGGAGAAGAUUGUUGAAGAUUGUGAUCUGAUCUGAUGUACUCACUUCUGCCAGGGAAUUAAGCAGAACCAUUUUGUGCUUGUCUUUCCACGUCUGGGUCAGACGCUUCUGCCAGGUGGCAAGGGAAACUGAUUCUGCUGUGGAGCAGUAGGCUCUAAAUCCUUCUCACUUCUGUGGUGUGGAGAGAAAGAAGCAGGAGAAAGCCACUUCCAUCUAUGUGACAUUUUGAGGCAGUGACCCUGCUUAUUAUUAGUUAACAUGCCCUAUUGGCAUCCUCUGCCCUAAACAGUCCCUUAGCGGGUUCUCACUUGGAGAUUUUUCUCUGGAUUACAUCUUGAUCAUUUUAUAAUUUAAAACAUUCCAUUAUUUUGAGAGUUUUCCCUAAAUUAUGUGAAAGGGUUCACGUUCAAUUGGUAGGGCCUGUGUUAUAGAGUAGAGUGGUAUCUCUCAGCAGUAAAGUGCCUAAGUUCCAGGGCUUUGAAAAAAAAAAAUUGCUCUAAUGUAGUAGGAAUACAUUUUUCCCGCCUGAAUUCAGCAGAUCAGAAAAUAAAUCUCUGAAGUUUGUACGAAGGGAAUAAAGCUGCUAUAAAUAUUUGUGUGUAGGUUUUUAUGUAUACAUAAGAUUUCAACUCAUUUGGGUAAAUACCAAGGAGUGUGAUUGCUGGAUCAUAUGGUAAGACUAUGUUUAGUUUUGUAAGAACCUGCCAAACUGUCUUCCAAGAUGGCUGAACCAUUUUGCAUUUCUACCAGCAAAGAAUGAGAGUUCCUGUAGCAACUCAUCCUUGCCAGCAUUUGGUGGUGUCAGUGUUUUGAAUUUUAGCUAUUCUAAUAGGUGUGUAGUGAUACUUAGUUUUAAUUCGCAGUGCCAUGAUGUGCAGGAUGUUGACAUCUGUAUAUAUUUGCAUCGGCAUAUUGUCUUUGGUGAGGUGUGCAGAUCUUUUGCCCAGUUUUUUUAGUUGGGUGGUUUUCUUACUGAAUUUCAGGAAGAGGAUAUAGGAAGGUUUAAUUUGGUUCUUAAACCUCGAUGAUACGAAAAUAAAUAGAAUAAUUUUUAAAUUUUGUGGUUUUUUGAAGGAAAUAAAAUUCAAGAGAUAUGAAGGGCUAUACGGUGAGCAGUUUCCUUCCCAUCCUAUACUUCAGCCACUUAGUUCCCCUUCUCAGGCAACCCUGUUAUCAGUUUCUAAUGUAAACUUCCAGUGAUUUUACUGUAUAGAUAAGCAAAUAUUAAUAGGCAUUUUCAUUUAUUUAAAAAAUAUAAAUUAUAGCAUAGUAUGUAUACUAUUCUGUACAUUUCUUCCCAUUUAAUUACAUUCUAAAUAUUUUAUAUCCGUAUAUAAAAUCCUUCCUCAUUUUUUAAAAUGAUUGUACAGUGUGGGUGUAUUUCAUUUAACCUGUCCUUACUGAUGAAGAUGUAAAUUGUUUCCAACCUUUUGCUGUUAUACUGCUGAAAUGAAUUACCUUGUAUAAAUUUGUAUCAUUUUGUACAUACAUAAAUUUCUCUGUAGGAUAAAUGAUCAGAGUAUGUGCACUUGUAAUUUAUAUCUAAAAUUCAAUUGAUAUCUAUAAUUUGUUUUUCCUUAGUUUGCACCAGCAAUGCAAUGCAAGUGUCCAUUUCCCCAUAGCCCCCCAACACAGUGUAUUAGCAAUCUGUUCUUUGCCAAUCUGCCAAGGUUAAAAAAAACACACAGAAUGGUAUUCUCUUAUGAUGGAGCAUUUCUUCAUGUUUAAGGGGGUUUGGGAUUUUUUUUCUUAUAAAUUUGUCUUCAUAUCCUCUCCCCAUUUUUCUUUUUCUCUUAUAAUCCCCAUCUACUUAUCCUCAUUAAUUUUAAAUCAACUUCAAGACAGCAUCAUUUUAUCUGGAUAUAUUUCAGUGUACAUCUCUUUUAAAAAAAAGACUUUAAAAAGUACCAUCAUUCCUAAAAAUACUAAUUUCUUAUCAAAUAUCUAUAUGAAAUGUCAUUUUAUAAAAGUAUAUUUGAAUCAUGAUCUGAACAACAGUCCACACAUUGCAAUGGUUAUUAUGUCUCUUUUUUCCCCUGCAACAUGUUUUAAUAAAAAAAUUCAAGUAUCUGGAAAAGUUGGAUUAAAAACAUGCCUAUACCUACCACCUAGAUUCUACAAGUAACAUUUUGCCAUAUUUUCUUCAUCAUGUAUCUGUGCACCCAUCAGUCUUUUUUCUUUAUGUGUGUCAAAGUUGUAGACAUCUAUACUUGAAUCUUAAGCUUUGUGGCAUCCAUAUCAUUAAGUAGACUUCUUGUUCUUGAGGUAAAAUUUACAGUGAAUUGAACAAAUAUUAAUUUGAUGAGUUUUGACAUACAGCUGUGUAACCCAAACCCCUUAUACAAGCUAUGGAACAUUUCCAUCACGUCAGAAAAUUUCUGUAGUCAAUUCCUGUACCUCUCCCAUCCCUUUUUAUUAGGAUUUUGUCUUCACCAUAGAUUAGUUUGGCCUAUUCUAGAACUUCAUAGAAAUGGAAUCAGUAUGUAUUAUUGUGUAAAUUUCUUCCUCUCAGCAUGUGUUGAGAUUCAUCUAUGUGUUUCAGCUCUUUGUUCCUUUUCAUUGUUGAGUAGUAUUCCAUUGUAUGAAUAUGCUAUAGUUUAACCUUUCACUUGUCGGGUGAACAGCUUGUGGGCGCUGGGCUGUUUCCAGUUUUUGGCUAUUAUGAAUAAAGUUGCUGUGAAUAUCCUGUGCAAGGCUUCUUGUGGACCCACGUUUUAAUUUCUUUUGGGUAAGUACUUAGUAGAAUAUCCUAAAUUGCAAGGUUGAUACAUUGUUAAUUUUACUAGAAAUUGACAUACCCUUUUCCAGAGUGGUCAUCCUGUUUUAAACACCCGCAAACAAUAUGAGAGUUCCAGUUGGUCCACAUCCUCACCAUCUGAUGUUUUCAGCCUGUAAUUUUAGCCAUUCUGUAGAUAGUGGUAUUUCAUUGUGGUUUUCAUUUGCUGUCCCAAUAAAUGAUGUUGAGCAUAUUUUUAUAAGCUUAUUGACCAUUCAGAUACCUUUAGUGAAAUUGAAGUGCCUGUUUCUUAUUUCUUUUAAUCUUAAUGUUUCCCCUUCCAUUUCUUUUUUCCCUUCUUAUUUGUUGAAGAAAUGCAAUAAACCUUUAGAGGUUUUCCACAAGCUGAGUUUCGCUGAUGGCCUUUCAGUGAUGUUAAAUGAGCACUUUUCUAUUGUGUUUGGUCUUUUUCUUAAUUAAUUGGCUUAAUUGGCAGGAGACCUUGCAAUGAGCUGGCUUUAAAUACUGCCCCCCCCCACCCCCUGACAGUUUGUCACUUUAUUUGCUUAUCAUGGCAGAAAUUGUUUUUAUGUGGUAGAUUUCUUAAAUCUUCCCCUUUUAUGGCUUCUAGGUUCUGUGUCAGAAUUAGGACAUUCCGGUGAAAUGAUUUUGAAAGCACCUGGUGAUAAAGCAUGAAGUUGUGUAGCCAAUGUAGACUGUAGAAUAUGGACAGCUCAGUGAAACCCACAAGGAUCACCAAGCGAAGUCCCUAUCGUGAGAAGCGGCUGGUGGUGCAGUGGGUGUCCCUGUGAAGAACCUGUUCAUUUCUCACCACUGUUACCUUUGUUAGACUGCAGUCUUCCUGGCACAGCUGACACAUCUGUGGCUUUUCGGAGGGCAGCGGCUGAUCCUAAACCACACAGUGAGCCGGUUAGUUUCCCUUAGCCCCGGAAAGACCAGUAUUUUCAGAAUAUGCAUUUUUUAGUUACAAAAUUAACAUAAUCACACUACAGGCUAUCUGGAAACUAGAACAAAUUACAUACAGUCUCACCACCAUAUAUACAACUCUGAUAAUCCUAUCAUUAUCCUUGGUGCUCUUUUAAUUUUUAUAAUGAAGUAACGUGAUUUUAUCUAUAUAAAGAAAAUUCACGUAUAUAAAUGUAAAAAGCUAAAAAAAGGAAGCCCCAUCCCUCUUGUCUUAUUCUAUCACCAAGAAUGGAGGGAGUAGGCAUCAUUAUAUCCUAAUAGAUAGAUGACAGCAGUGACUCAGACAUAGUAGCAUUUAUCAGUUUUCUCAUGGAGUUGUCAUCUACCACUAUAUUUGUAAAUGUUUGGUUAUUUCUAAGUGAUCAAUAAGUAUUUUUUCUCUUCAUUUUAUAUAAGGGAAGACUAACGGAAAGGGAGGUACACUGAGCUCUCAGGUCCCUUGGUAUGUCAAAGAGAAUCUCAGAUAGGAAGUUAAGAGCUGCUGUUUACUUAGUAAAUUGCUCCAAACUGUACUACUUCCUGUGAGCGUUUCAGCCAAAUGCAUGUUUGUUCAGGGUAUUAUUAAAAGGAUGGGAAGCAGAGGCCUGUAUGCAUUCAUCUACCUCCCUUGCUGCCUCGUGUACAGCUAGGCAUGGUCCAGCCAACUAUUUAAUUUAUACAAGGUGUUUUAGGACAGGAGACUCAGUUACCUGUUCAUUCACAGGGUGAGACGGCAGCCUACAAUGGGAAAGUAAAAACAGUAACUAAUAGCAACAUAUUUCCUUUUUAAUCAUUUCAGAAGCACACAAAAAGCAAUACCAUGGUUCUUUUAUGUUGCUGAGACCAAAGUAAUUAUUAAUGUUGACCUCCAAAGAGAGGAAAUUUUGGUUGUUAAAUCUAUUACUAGAAUAUGAUCCUACAUUAUGCUAGUAGCUUCCUGUUUAAAAAUAGAUUGGAGUUACAUUUUGUUUCCUUUUUACUACCAAGAAAAUAGUGGUUAUGUUUCCCAACCUGUAAAACGUCAAUGGCCAAGGCCAUACUUUUAAUAGCUUUUUUCCUAUCCAAUAUUAUGGAAACCUACCCAUUAUCAUAUGUCACGUAUUAGUCCCUUGUCCCACGUACCCAUUCAGAUUGAAAUAUUGCUUCAUGAUACCAGCUGAGCUAACCCCGAUCUUCCCAACUUGCAACAGAACUUAUACAAGAGGAGAAGCAAAGCCUCCUCCUCAGCAAAGCCUCAGCUCUGGGAAAAACAGACCACAGAUCUACAAUGGUUCCAGUUCUCUUUGGUUGAGUGGCAGUGUGACCAUCAGUGUUACCAGGUUUUCAGCUGUUCCUUGGACCACAAUCCCAGGAAACCUCGGUAUGUUUUAGGAUUGCAGUUCUGGCCAGGAUAGGCCCUGGUAGCAGCUAUUAUAUAGUGCAGAGACAAAGGGCUUAAAAACAGAAGACAUGAUAAGGAGAGGCAACUUGGGCCUCUCUGUGGGCCUCAAUUUCCUCACCUGUAAGGUAGGAAUGGAUGAUUAAACUUUUGUAAGGAGAUAAUGAAUGUGACACACUUUUUAAGCUGCAGAGCACAAUACAAAUAUAAGGUAGUACACUUGUCCCUAUCAUCAGGUUCCGCAUCUGUGGUUGGUUAAAUCCCCAGAUGAGCAACCCACAGAUACAGAGAGCCCAUUAUAUCCAUUGUACUAGGCCAUUUUAUGUAAGGGGCUUGAGCAUCCAUGGAUUUUGGUAUCUGAAGGGGCUCCUGGAACCCUGGAUACCGAGGGACAACUGUAUCGUCUUAUAUUCCCAGGGCCUAAAAUCAGAACCUGGCAUGUAAGACCCUCUUGAAUGUAAAUGACUUGACUUUAGUCUGGAACGUGGCUGACACUGAAAGGCCCUUUUGAGCCCUGGUUAAUUUUGUGGUCUAAUUCCUUCCCAUGGCCCAUGCUGAUCUAUAAUGUUAGAUGGACUGUAGUUUAAUAAGGCUGGUCCUAGAUCAGACCAUGUUCUUUGGGAGUAAACUUAAAGGUACUGGAAUCAUUCUGGCCUUGGAGGUGAGGAAGAGCAGUUUAGGCUAAGUACCUGCAAAAUCAGCCUACUGUUGGACUGUGUGAUUUAUCUUCCCCAGCAGCUAGUUUUGCUCCAGAUGACACCCUAUCUCAUUCUUAAGGCAUUAAAGGCUGGACAGGUACAGCUGCCAAAAAUGUAUACUGUAUAGGUCUCUCAAAAUCCCUCUAUGGUAUCUUUCCUUGAUAAUAAUCUAUUUUUGUUGUUGUCAUUAAUAAUAGACUUUAAAUUUUAGAGCAGUGUUAUGUUCACAGCAAAGCUGAGCAGAAAGGACACAGAUUUCUCAUAUAUUCUGUUGGACCUCCCACCCUCCAGCCAUUAUCAACGUUCCACACCCGAGUGGUACCUGAUGUUACAGUCAUUGAACCUAAACUGACACAUCAUAAGUCGUAGUUUACCUUAGGGUUCACUCUUGGUGGUGUACAUUCUGUGGGUUUGGACAAAUGUAUAAUGACAUGUAUCUAUCAUUAUAGUGUCAUACAGAGUAUUCUCACUGCCCUACAAAAUCCGAUUCAUCCAUCCACAUCCUCUAAGCCCUGGCAAUCACUAUCUCCAUGGUUUUGCCUUUUCCAGAAUGUCACAUAGUUGGACCUUCUUCAUUUAAUACAGUGGCAGUAUGUAAUGUUUUGUUGUUAAAAUAAUUGUUAAAAGUCAACUUCCUUGGAACGAUCCCAUGUUCUUCGUUGCGGGGAAAUGAGAUGAAGAGUUAAGAAAAAGGAAUAAAGCAAAACUGUUUUUCUCCUUAAGACAAAAAAAGUGAGGGAAAUUAGAGUAUUUAUUUGAAACAUAGCUGCCUUUCACUUAGUACUUAGGUGCAAACAAGUCAUGCCCAAGUACAUUUAAGAACCUAGGAAAUCCUAUGGUUUGUGCUUCAUUUACUUGUCCUACUGAUCCAGUAAAGAUUAGAUUAGACAUAAUCCUUUAAGUGAUAGUUUGGGGAUUAACCAGGGAAGAAUCAGAGGACAGCUUGAUCACCUUUCUUUCUUUCUUUCUUUCUUCUGGAAUGGACUAAAUGAGUUUGGUUUAACAUCUGGCUUGUUAUUUAUUCACUCCCCCUUCAAAAUGUCUUUCUGAAAUAUUAAUAUUACAAGUCAGUGUCUGGUCUGUGUCAUUGCCAGUGUAUAUCAAAAGCUCCCUUUUUCCCACCACCCCAAAAUAGCUUUAUAUCCUAGUUAAUACUUCGUUAAUAAACACCUGUGGCUUUCUUCCAGGGGCUUUUUUAGUUUAACAUUUUCCUCUUCAAUUUUGUGCUUCUCAUCCUGCCAAAAGAAAACAGCCCAAUUUAUUAAUUAUUCAGACCGCUAAACAAUGAUGAUGCUGCAGACAUUUUCUUCUAUAUUGUCUUAGCUUGGGUAUAAAGCUAAGCAGCUUUUUUUUUUUUUUUUUUUGCGGUACGCGGGCCUCUCACUGUCGUGGCCUCUCCCGUUGCAGAGCACAGGCUCCGGACGCGCAGGCUCAGCGGCCAUGGCUCACGGGCCCAGCCGCUCCGCGGCAUGUGGGAUCUUCCCGGACCGGGUCACGAACCCGUGUCCCCUGCAUCGGCAGGCGGACUCUCAACCACUGCGCCACCAGGGAAGCCCUUUUUUUUUUUUUUAAUUAGGGAAGGAGUUUAACUUUGGAGAUAUUUUCCAUCAUUCUUUGUUCCAAAUAGUUUCUUAACAAAUGAUUCUGAUAGGGUUUGCAACAAAUGAUUUUCAGAGUAGAUAUUUUCUUUAAUGCUUGAGACUCAAAUGAAAUUCAGAAUGUAUCGUAUUUACUUACAAAGUGGCUUCAAGGUAUCAGUUACUUCUUAGGAAAAAAGAAAAAGAAACAAAAACAUACACACACACAAACCCCCAGCUGAGCUCUGGACAGCUAGUGAAACCGAGCAUGGCCAUGUCCAGCAGACUGUGUAAUCCUCUAGACGCUCGGUCAAGUAUUUGCCUCAGUAUCAUGACAACUUCUAUAGCCUAUACAACUCGAGGGGUUUUCUACUCUGAAGGACCAAUGGAAAAUUCCAAACUGCAUUUCUACCAAUGCUGCUAAGCCCUGCCUGGGCAGUUUUGGGGGGACAGAUUCUUCCUGUGGCACAAACACUGCUGUCUGCCUUGAACUCCUUGCCCAUCAGCCUCUAAAAGGAGCAUGUACGUUCUCAGACCACUCCUGGAAAGGCUUGCACUGCACGGCGAUUCAAGAUUGAGAAAUCUAAGGCCUCACUGGAAAAACAGGAUAAGACAGGCCAAGAUUUUAAGUAAAUCUCUGUAAGCCCUUAUACGUAGAUUUUAUGUUCACUAAACUAAGAUAAUAAAGACAGCCUGCUACAGAGAGAAUGGUUCUUUGCACAUGUUACAUUAGAGGUGUAAUAAAUUUCCGUUCACCACUUUUCUACUCCAGCAAAUUAGCAGCUCACUCUCUAGAAAUUUUAAAAAGCUUAUAAAUUUGUCCUGCUUUGUUAUAUAUAAUAUUUACAAAGAAGGUAUUUUUUUCCCUGUAUUUGACAGAAAAAGUAUUUCACGCUUUCCUGAUUUUAUUAUUUGAAGAGAGUGGCUCGGUUUCCUGGGUCCCAGAGAUGAUCGUAAUCCAAUGUUAGAUCUCGCACCACUACAGGUUGCUGGAGGUCUCUUUCCUAACACUGUUCUGUAGAAGCUUCUACUCCUGCUCUUUAAACCACUCUAUAUUACCUUCCUUUCCCCGUGCCUAAUUCCCUUUUUUUCUAAUUUUCCCAAGAGAAGUACCUUGAGUAUACUAAAAUUGAAAUCUUCAUGACUUGAAAAAGGUGUACAGAAGCGAAUCCAUAUUUAAGACAAUUCUGUUAAAGGGCAAUUCAGGGUUGGGGAGGGAUGACUAUACCAUAUUAUUAAAAAGAUACUAAAAUAAUCUUACUUAACAAACUGAAAGGAAUAAGAUGGUCACUGGGAAUUAUGGUCAUUAAUCCCCUUUUCCAAAUGAAUUCAAGUUAGAGUGUCCCAGGGGCAGACUCAGAAUCAAGCCUCCAUGUGUUUACUCCAGCUCUCGCCUGCCACCUACGUACUCAAGGCCAUAGCAAUUAAGCAUGUGUUCCAUAAGAGAAAACUGUCCGGCCCAUCAAGGUAGCCAAUAAAAAUUAAGUAAAUAAACAUGGGAAUAACAAAUAUUACCGUUUUGGGUUCUGGCUUCUGGGAACCCUUUCCUGGGAUGCUCCUGUUGUUUUGUAACCUUCUUUCUCUUUCCUGUUUUAGUUCUAACUCAAGCUGGUUCCUGGGAUAGGUGGGAGAGAAAAACGAUGAAAAUUUGGAUUUCUGUACGCCUAUCUUCUAAAGAAUGCCAAACCCUUUUCUUAGAGUUCAGUAAUUAAAUUUUAAUACUUGAUUAAUAAAAAGUAUACCAGAUAUAUAUGGACAACCAGGUUUUAAAGUACUAAAAUACAAUACAAUCAAACCAGUAACACUGAAAUACAUUCAACGUGUUUAAUCUUCCUUGGAUGAUUAAGAAUGCACUUUCAGAUCUCCCAGUGCCUGAGGGUCACGGCUCCGAAUAGCAACAUUUAAUACUAACUCUUAAUGAAAAGUUGUGGUCAACUGAAUGACAACUAGUAAGAUUUACUAUAAUUGAAAGACAGUAUUUCUAUAUUUUCAGCAAGAUACAGUAUGAAAGCACUAACUCUGUAGUCCCAUUACAUAUGAAUUAGCUGCUCUCUCUUCACAGUUACGUAGUUAAUUCCCAGUUACACCCUCAACCACUAGUAUCCUUAGUAACUGUGUGCUUUUAUAUCCAACAGCAAAGUUCUAUUUGUUUGAAGUCAGUGCCUUAGGUACAGAGUUGAGUCUCAUUUGAGAGACGGUAUGGAAGAAUGGUUAAGGGCUUGGAGUCAGAGAAAUUGGCUUUUAAAUUAGUGUUGCUACCUAUUAGCUUAACUGUGUGAAUUUGGACAAUUUAACCCCACUGAGCCUCAAUUUCCUCUGAAGGUGGGGGUAAUAAGAUCACCUACAAAUAGGGUCGAUGGGACGAUGUUAGGAGAGAAUGCAUAUGAAGUUCUUAGUAAAGUAUUUGGCACACAGUAAGAAUUUAGGAAAUCCUGUUAUUAGUGUUGUGUUGGCUAUUAAUUCUCUUACUCCAUCCUAUUUACCUGGGAUCUUGGGUUCUAAUUUCCUAAUUCUUUGAUGGCAAAAGAUGUUGACGAGAUUUGAGGAAUGCUUAUGUAUGUGAAGCUUUCUGAAUUCUAAUUCUGGAGAAAGGACAUGGCAGGACAAAACAGACAUGGCUUGAUCAGGAGACCGCCCCUCUCUUGCUGUCUGGCCUUAGUACUUCCCAUGACCACCCUGGCCGCUAAAGCCACCCGUUCUUCACCGCUGCCUGGUGAGUUCCUCCACUUCCAGCUGCAGACUGUUGAUCUUGUCUCCGAAGUCCUGCUUGAAGAGCCGGUUGUCCAAUUCAGCAGACUGGCGGCCUCGCUCAGCCUGGCGCAAUCUGGAUGUGAGCCAUAUGAACUUGUGAUAAAAAACACAAGCCAUGGUGGGGAGGAAGACCAAGUUCAAAACACAAAAUAAAACAACCCAAGGGCAUGAAGAGACAGAGAGAGGAAAAUAAACUUUGUAGGACGUGGGAAGAAAUUAUGGGGGGAGAAAAGAUGGAGAAGAAACAAAUUCUUUAAAAAAAGCAAGAUGAAGGUGAACCAGGCAGAGGAAUAGUUGAUUUUCCAUUUUUUUUUAUUCUAGUACUACAGUUUACAGCCAUUAGAUGAUAAACAAUAAAACAUCACUUUUUAGAAAAUCCAUAUCCAAAGCCAACCUCAAGUACAUAGUAAUUAAAGUUAAAUCCACUUUUUUGUUUUUAUUUCCUAAUAGGUUUGGUACUUUAUAUUUCUGUUUUAUACUCACUGGAACUUGCAAAUGGGCAACUACCUUCUUAUAUGUGGAACUAGAACAUUUUCCUGGUCCCUUCCCUAAACCACAAAUUAUAUUAAAUCACUGGACACUAUACAUCAACCUUUACCCAGGCUUCGGGUUUUUAACAUAAUGAAAAGCCUUUGGCUAUCUCUUUCCUUUUCCAUUUCUACCAACUGGUGUGUGACUAAGUGGACAAACAAUUCAGCACUGGGCCUGCAUAAGAUUCCUGACCAUAUUCUCUGGAAGAUUGUGAAUGUUUUCUUCCAAAUAUCCUAUAACUUUGCACCUAUAAAGAAGCAUGUUCUAAGGUGAAAUAUCUCGGGCUCUCUGUAAUAGAAUUUGGGAGCAUGCUACUAUGCUACUAUGUAUAGUCUUUAAAAUGUUUUAUUUUGGUGUUUGAGCACUCCUUCCAAAUGCUCAUAGAAAAGGCACCUCAUCACCACAAAAGGUUGAUGAAGGUAAGAAGAGGUGCAAAAUUAUAAGAGAUAAACUAAGUUCAAAAGUACAGGCUCUUCCAUGAAGUUGGUCAUAUUUUCUUUGACUUGACCUUGGUUCAAGUCUGCAAGGACCUAUAAAAACACACAUGAAAUCUAUCUUACUCUCUUAAUUCUGUUUUUUUCCAAGAAGACAGUAAAGAAUUUCAAGAGCUGGGAGCAAAGUUAUCUUUGUCCCCACUUAAGCAGCUGAAAUGCUGCAAAUCUACUAGAAUGAGAAAAAACAGAAAAACAAAAAUUCUCCCAAGACUUUUUGAAGGAAUAAAGGCUUAUGUAACUAACACCUGUUCCCCCAAAUCAAAAGUCAUUUUUAAAAAAAAUCAAAGUAUUUAUAGGAUUAUUACAAUGUAAUGCCUAGGAAUGGUCAGAUCUGUGGUCACUUAGAAAAAGAAGCCCUGCUGAUUAUUGUUUAUGAAUACCUACUGGGAACCUUUAUUUUUAGACUAAAUAAUAAUAAUGAAUAUGUUUAUCAUUUGUCUAUUUCCUACUCUGAAAUGGUUUUCUAAUAGAUUGUUAUUCUCCUAGAAACUUAAGCAAAUUCCCAUCUGAACAAAAAGUAACAGAAACUCUUAAGUAAACGUUGCCAGCAAGGAACAAGAGGCAGGAAACCAUCACUCAUGUCUGUGCCUUGUUGUCUUUACUCCGAAAGGAAAAGCAGGAUAGAUGUGAAAAACGUGUAGCGUAUUUUUUUUUUAAUAGAAGAGAUGUGCUUUUAUUAAAAUUGUUCUCUCUGAGCUACCUAAAUAGGAAGUGGAAUUGCAGGAAAAUGGCAGAGGUAGAAGAUGACAAAUAUUAGGAGGGUUUUCCCAAGCUUCCACAUUAUGUUAUCAUAAGUUACCUAAUCACUAACUUUAUCUCUAUGACUUUAAAGAAAUGUAAGGAUGCUGUUCCCCGCCCUCACCCCACUGCCCCCCACCAAAGUCACUAAGGCAAAAUAGUUGCAAGCAAUCUUGGUUACUGAGAGUAGAACUGUAGUGGAAUACUAAGUACUUAUCCUUGGCUUGGGGAUUAAACCUAGAUGACAAAAGUGAAAAGGGGUCAUGGCCUAAGAGACACAGAACUACUUUAGAAGAGUCCAAGACCAUGUGGCAGUCACCUCUAGUUCAUUACAUCGCAACGGCAGAACAGGCUCAAUGACACAGACAUCGCACCUAGAAACUGGUAUUGUUGGGGACUGGACUGUAAAGGUACCAGUCAUAUAUGUACAGAGCUUCAAUUCCCUAGGAUGUUUUUUAAUGGUGUGUUUAUUUAUUGGUCAACUCAAGUAAUUUCUCAAAGUUUAUUUGGUAUUUAAUUGAGAACUUAUACUCAAUUUUCUAACUCUGGGGAGAAAAUAAAGAAGAAGAAAACACAGCCUAUAUAUAUCAAACGUUUUUUUUUUAAAAGU
Messenger RNA from Globicephala melas (long-finned pilot whale), 16491 nucleotides. It is a transcript of the gene GRSF1, whose product is annotated as G-rich RNA sequence binding factor 1. Lineage: Eukaryota; Metazoa; Chordata; Mammalia; Artiodactyla; Delphinidae. The record is from RefSeq and is a predicted model, not a curated record. Gene Ontology annotation, molecular function: RNA binding. Gene Ontology annotation, cellular component: ribonucleoprotein complex.